Penicillium manginii is the source of this 186-nucleotide messenger RNA. RefSeq lists its product as uncharacterized. Bases 1 to 186 code for a protein of 61 amino acids. NCBI's taxonomy places the organism in Eukaryota, Fungi, Ascomycota, Eurotiomycetes, Eurotiales, Aspergillaceae. The record is from RefSeq and is a predicted model, not a curated record. The transcript has a single exon.
AUGAUCCUCCUCUUAUUCAUCAAAGAAUCAAGAUCAAAGGAUCUAAUAUCUCGGAAGACCGCGGAGCAGCCGAGUGAGGAGGGGGACCGGGCCUAUGAUGUCGACCUCGAUGACCGUGCCGACUUCCCGCGAACACCACCUGCGCCAGUCACUGGCUGCCUGGAAGUGCUCUGGAAGAUUACCUGA